This is a messenger RNA of Danaus chrysippus (African queen), 954 nucleotides long. The record is from the annotation of a GenBank genome assembly. NCBI's taxonomy places the organism in Eukaryota, Metazoa, Arthropoda, Insecta, Lepidoptera, Nymphalidae.
AUGAGAGCUAGAUUUGUGACAUUCUUUUCAUAUAUUGGAACACGAUUUAGAUCGUCUGAAAAAAUAUGGCUUAAAGAGGGUCGUAAUCAUCCAGACCCUGAGAGCGUUCAAGGUUUAAUGGAACUGGCACUACUUAAAAUAAGGCCAUUAAAUUACCCUAACGUAUUUCUAUCAAGCCGCACAGAUGGAGGGGUCCACGCUCUUAACACAUGUGCACAUUUUGAUUUGGAGAGACAUAAAGAAUUAGUUUACGAGCCUCCCUACCUAGAAAAUGAGAUCAAUAAAUACUUCUUUGAUAAUAACAUAAGCAUACAUGUUAAGAAGUGUCUUCAAGUUAAUGAUGAUUUCAGUGCUAGACAUAGUGCUUUAUCACGAACAUAUCUCUACAGAUUAGCAGUUAUAAAACCUGAAAUAAAAUUAGAAGAGAAGAUUAACAUUGCGACAUUGAUACCAAUUGAAGAAUGGAGAAGAUGUCACUUUAUUAAACCGAAAAAUUUUGAUAUAGAACUUUUCAAAGAAGGUGCUAAAUACUUUGUGGGAUAUCACGACUUUACAACAUUCAAAAGAUUCGACAAAUUAAAUACCCACAAACACAACAGGCGAGAAAUUAAGAGUAUUAAAGUUAAGGAGGGCUGUCCGUGUGUCACAAGUUAUUCAGCAAAAAGGGAUAGUUGUUUUAAUUAUUGGGAUAUUGAAAUACAUGGAAGAUCUUUUGUACAUAAUCAGAUACGUCGUAUGAUAGGUACAUUAAUAUCUGUGGCCACUGGUAAGUUACAACCGAAAGACAUUCAGGUGAUGCUACAGGUACCUUCCAAACACUCCUGGCAUUCUAUCAUACAGAACUGUCCACCCGACGGCCUCUACCUGGCUGAUGUGGAAUACAAGCAAGAAGAUCUUAUAUAUGAUCCAAAUAGGCUGAAUAUUUUGGACAGUAGACAUGAGUUUCUUGAAUGA